AUGGAAAAUGAUAACUAUGCUGAAGCAAAGUCGUACCUGGAAGCUCUUAGUCGAUGGCGUGAAUGUUGGGCCCCGGUGUAUUUAAAGAAUUACUUUUUCGCUGAUAUGUCGUCAACACAAAGAGGAAAAUCGAUGAAUAGUUUGUUAAAAGGGUUUAUCGAUUGUAAGACAAGGCUUACAGAAUUUUUGGCCACCUUUGAACAUGCACUUAAUCUCUGUGAAGAGGCUGAGCAUAUUUCUGCCUACAAGAAGCUUGUUUAUCCUAUUCCCCUGACUUUCCCAAACCCUAUCGAAAAUCAAGCUGCUAGCUGUCUGAUGUGGUAUGCUUGGAAAAAAUUUGAGGCUGAGUGGAGUGCGAAAGACGCAUAUGUGUGUGAAGAAAUAACUGAUUAUGAUGAUGUGCAUUAUCCACCUGAGUUGGAGCUUGCUAAAGACUAUGUUAAUUUUUAUAGUCGUUCACAAUCACAAGUCCCAGGAAUUUUAGCAUCGCAUGAAUCAUCUGGGGAAAUUGCAAGCAAAAUUGCAAUGGACCCUGAUAAAUGUGCAGAUUUUACGUUGUACCUCGAGAAGUAUUUAGAGGUGAUAUAUUCUGUUGACAAUGAUCUUGGUUCUACUUCAGCAUCCCCAGAGCUUCCAAUAAUCAACAAUCCUAUAAAGAGCAAGGCUGUUGGAUGA
Messenger RNA from Cetraspora pellucida, 675 nucleotides. The record is from the annotation of a GenBank genome assembly. NCBI's taxonomy places the organism in Eukaryota, Fungi, Glomeromycota, Glomeromycetes, Diversisporales, Gigasporaceae.